AUGGAGUUUAUUCGCAGUCAGAGAGGAAAAAUUCUCGUUCUUUUUUCAGGACAUAAAUUUUAUAAGGACUGUGGAAAAGCAGAGUACCAAAAAUGGCGUUGUACAAGUAAAAAAUGCAAAGCAACACUUUAUCUUGAUAAGACAAAUAACGUGUUAUCAAAAUCUUAUCUGUGUCACAAUCAUGAGCGUUGCAAGACUAUUUCUAGACAAGUUGUUUCAAACGGUGUUAAACAGAAAGCAGCGGAAGAUACAUCUGAAAAACCUCAGAAAUUAAUCAGGAAAGAACUGACUAGUGUUGCAGCUCAUCAUUCAGAUAUUGUUAGCAGCCAUGAUGUUCACUGUAUUCGGAGAAAUAUGUACCGACAGAGAAGGAAAGUCCUACCUCCACUUCCAAAAUGUAUUUCUGAUGUGCAUUCUGCAUUAAAUGUAAUGCAAGUGAUAUCUUAUCGACAUGAAAAUCUUCUUCAGAUUAAUGACGAUAGAAAUAAUAUAGUUUGUUUUUCAACAGAUUCAAAUUUAAGGAUCUUAUGUGACAAAAAAAGUUUUUUUUUGUUGAUGGCACUUUCACAUUUUGCCCAAAAUUUUUCUUUCAGAUGUUUACGUUUCAUACAGUGGAAAAUGGACAUUAUAUCCCACUUUGUUUUUUUUUUGCUACCAGGAAAGUCUACGGCAAUAUACGAAACUAUGUUUCAAAAACUGAAAGAACUCUGUUCUAACUUGCAUUUGAAUUUUCAGCCAGAAAUUGUGGUGGCAGAUUUUGAAUAUGCAAUCCAUGAAGCUGUGAGAAAAAUGUGGCCUGAAUGUUCUAUUACAGGAUGUAGAUUCCACUUGACUCAAGCUUGGUGGCGAAAACUUCAACAGUGCGGAUUGCAGCAACAAUAUAGGAAUGGUAAUUCAGAAAUUGGCAGAUGGCUUCGACUGGUAUUUGGAUUACCCUUUUUGGAUGCUACUGAAGUUUCGGAUAGCUUCGUUGAAGAUCUGAUGUCAGAGCAACCACGGGAUGCAAACAUCACACGCUUUACUGAUUACAUAACCGAGAACUACCUAGAUGAGGAUGCAAAAUUUCCCCCGAUACUUUGGGCUUGCGCUGAUAUUUCAUCGGAAAGAACAACUAAUGCAUGUGAAGCAUUUCAUUCAAAAUUCAGAGCGAAUUUUUAUCAUUCCCAUCCUAAUAUAUUUGUCUUCACAGAUGUAAUUCGUCAAAUUCAGAUAGAUAUAUACGCUGCAAUAAAUGGUGUGAAGCAGCAUAAAAAAAUAACAAACAGGAAUUACGCAAACAGGAAGGAAAGAAUCGAGGAUUUACUUAACAAGCGCAGGUAUGGAAUGAUUUCACGAUUAGAAUUCCUAAGACGUGUUUCAUGUUACCCAAAAAUUGUAAGUUAA
This is a messenger RNA of Stegodyphus dumicola, 1383 nucleotides long. RefSeq lists its product as uncharacterized. Lineage: Eukaryota; Metazoa; Arthropoda; Arachnida; Araneae; Eresidae. The record is from RefSeq and is a predicted model, not a curated record.